GUUCUUACAAUUAGUGUUUUGUUUUUGAAUUCGUCACCCGCCGUGCAGCGAUGAGAUCCAAGCCGGUGGCUAGAAGAUUGGCACAGGGAAGCAGCGACGAAGGCGAGUCGACGUCGGGCACGCCAGCCGGAGGAGGCACGGGGGGUAGCGGGGAGAACCAGGAAAUGGAUGAGAACGGUACGAUCCGUGGCGGAAGCAACAAUUCCGCCAGCAAUCUGGUGUACAGGGAUCUGAAGACCCUUCACCCAUCUAGCCACGACGUGUCCUCCCAGGAUUACAAUCCGCAAUCGAGGCCGUAUCAGCGUGGCUACUCGCCAGCCAUGGACAAGCCGAGUUACGAGAAGGAGCAGCACAGACCGCCCUCGUCCAGGGACCCCGAGGAGAAACCUUCCUCGUGGGAGUACGGGGAGAAAACCGAGAGAAAGGAGUACUCGAGAUCGCGGGAAAGCCUGUACAGGAGCGAAGCGUAUCAGGACGCGACGAAGCAGGAGCAGAAGGAGCACGCGAACCGCGAAUGGGUAUCACCGGUGCCGGAAGUGGAGGUGGGCGGCUCGGCGCCGGGCGGACCUCAGGUACGAGCGCGCAAGGACAUUCCAAGGGGCGCCAGAUUCGGCCCUUUCCUCGGCAAAUGGGCCAGCGAGCCUUUCAACCCCCGUUACGCGUGGGAGGUUCGUACGGCUGGAAGCGGGGUGAGGGGGUGGUUGGACGCAUCCCACGAGACGAAUAAUUGGUUGAAGUAUGUUCGAAGCACUAGCAGCCCUCACGCGGUUAACAUGCGUCACGUGCUCAUUGGUGGACAGAUGGUGUACGAGGCGGUGAGGGACAUUGCGGCGGGUGAAGAGCUUCUUCUCGGUGUUCGAGAACCUCUUCAACUUCAGGACAUGCUCGGCGAGAAUACGACCGAGGAUCGAAGCGACCGAGAGACCGCCUCGCAACACAGUGGAACCGUAGACGAGGACAAGGAGGACGAGGAGGAGGGCGAGACUAGAUGCACCGUCUGCGACAAACCGUUUCAAGAUAUCGAAUUAUUGGACAGUCACCUGAUAACCUGUCACAGAUACCCGGCGGAGCAGCAUCGGUGCGACAAUUGUCCCAGAGCGUACGCCUGGCGACCGUUGCUGGUACGCCACCGAGCGAUCGUUCACGGUGAUCUUCGAAACUACCCUUGCGAGAAUUGUCCGAAGGUCUUCACGGACCCGUCCAACCUUCAGCGCCACAUCCGGACCCAUCACGUGGGCGCGAGGAGCCACGCGUGCACCGAGUGCGGCAAGACGUUCGCGACCAGUUCCGGCCUCAAGCAGCACACCCACAUCCACAGCAGCGUGAAACCGUUCCAGUGCGAGGUCUGCUUCAAGGCGUACACCCAGUUCUCCAAUCUAUGCCGGCACAAACGCAUGCACGCCGAUUGCCGCAUGCAGAUCAAGUGCGUGAAAUGCGGCCAGUCGUUCAGCACGGUCACCUCCUUGUCCAAGCAUAAACGAUUCUGCGACUCGACGCCACCUACCGGCCCACCAGGCGCCAUGCCGCAAUUGCCCACCCCGGCCCCCAGCCCUUUCCUCGUUUACCCCAGACCCCCGGUCAGCCUCCCCGGAGGUCUGCCCUUCUACCCGACCAGCCUGAUGGGCCCUUAUCCAGGAAUCUUCCCCAAUGCCCCCAAUUUCUUGAACACCCCCCUCCUGUUCCCGCCCAAGGUGGAGGAAGCCGAGAAGAGGAGCGAGAGCCCGAAGAAGGAACGCUUCACGCCGCCGAGGGUUCUGCCGCAGCACAGCAAAGUGUCGCCGUCCACCGCCGAGGAGGCGACCUCCUCGUUCAGACCGUCUCCGGCCAGACCGCCUGUCCAACCGACGCCGGAGAGCGACGACGACCCGUCCAAGAAACGGGAGAUCGGGAGAGCGGGCAACGAGAAGAAACCGGACCCCGAGCAUACCGCGUCGACGACCACCGCGUCGUCGACGAGCGUCGAGGAGACGACGGAUCAACCGUUGGAUCUGAGAGUGCAAACGAAGAAGCAGAGUUUCUCGAGCGCGACGGCCGAGAGGAAGCAGCCGAGCCGCAGCCCGUCGCCGACCCCGGCUCGGGUCGAGGACGUUCCACCGCCCCCCGACCCCCCCAAACCGGAGGAGGAGGGGGCCGCCUCCGUGCCGAUGGAGGUCGAUCCCAAGGACGUGGCGAGCAGCCCCCAGCUGAGGACCAGCCUGCCCGCCGAGCAACCGCCUACCAACACCCCGCCGCACAUGGCGUACCCAAGACCGAUCCACCCUAUGUUCCUCGAGGCGAUGUACCGCGGCCCGACCGGCUCCUUCCCCGGGUUCCCAGGCGGGCCCCCGCCCCCGGGUGGCGCCGCGCCCGAAUCCAGGCUGCUGCCGCCCCUGCCACCCUUCGGACCACCCCGCGGCCUUCCUUUUUUAGGGACGCUUAUGAACGGGCUCAGCGGCGCUAGGCCCGGAGGCGGAGGAUUCGACCUGCUCGCCAGGCCGCCGCUGGGGCCGUUCCCCGGCGUGAAACCGUUUCAGGAGGCGGUGAUCGCGCCUCACCACCACCACCACCACCACCACGCCCACGGUAAAAUGAAGGAUCGGUACUCGUGCAAGUUUUGCGGCAAGGUGUUCCCCAGAUCCGCAAACUUGACCAGACACCUGCGCACCCACACGGGCGAGCAACCGUACAAGUGCAAGUACUGCGAACGAUCGUUCAGCAUCUCGAGCAACUUGCAACGGCACGUGAGAAACAUUCACGACAAGCAGAGGCCGUUCAAGUGUCCGCUGUGCGAGAGAUGUUUCGGCCAGCAGACCAACUUGGACCGGCACCUGAAGAAGCACGAGGCCGACGACGGGAGCGGUGUCGUUUCGGUGGCCGACUCACCCGGGAGCAGCAACGAGAACGAGCGCGAGGACACUUACUUCGACGAGAUCAGGUCGUUCAUGGGCAAAGUGACUUACGGGGGCGAAGCUGGUUACGGAUUGCCUCCCCAUCCGGCCUAUCUGCCCAGCCGGCUUCACGAGAUGCACGAGUCCAAGAUGGAGACCGAGUACGACGAGGACGAGGACAGCGAGGAAGGCGUGUCCCCCCUGGACGAGACGGAUGGCAUGUCCCCGGCCGAGACCAAGGAGUCGACAACCCCGCCGCCCCAGUACGAUCUGAAGCUGAGGGAGAAGCAGGAGCUGCUCAACAACAACACGGCGGAACCCGUGAUCGAGAUCUCCACAUAG
Apis laboriosa (Himalayan honeybee) is the source of this 3209-nucleotide messenger RNA. Its product is annotated as transcription factor hamlet-like. Bases 51 to 3209 code for a protein of 1052 amino acids. The record is from RefSeq and is a predicted model, not a curated record. The transcript is spliced from 8 exons. NCBI's taxonomy places the organism in Eukaryota, Metazoa, Arthropoda, Insecta, Hymenoptera, Apidae. Gene Ontology annotation, cellular component: nucleus.